This is a messenger RNA of Fonsecaea multimorphosa CBS 102226, 675 nucleotides long. RefSeq lists its product as uncharacterized. Gene Ontology annotation, molecular function: copper ion binding. The transcript has a single exon. Lineage: Eukaryota; Fungi; Ascomycota; Eurotiomycetes; Chaetothyriales; Herpotrichiellaceae. The coding region runs from base 1 to 675 and encodes 224 amino acids. The record is from RefSeq and is a predicted model, not a curated record.
AUGGCACUCCUUGAAAUUGCCUGCUUCAAUCCGGACUCUGCCGUGGCAGCAAGUGAGGCCGGGGCAGAUCGCAUCGAACUCUGUGAUAAUGCAGAUGUUGGAGGGACCACGCCACCCUUGAGUUGGCUUACCACUUUGCGCGACAAGAUCAAGAUACCUAUUAAUGUCAUGGUUCGUCCCCGAGGCGGUGACUUUGUCUAUUCGGUCGAAGAAUUUCAGGAGAUGAAAGACGUCAUAUUGAGGUUUAAACCAAUUGCAGAUGGCUUUGUCUUUGGCAUCCUCAAGCAUGACCGGAGUGUCGAUGCUGUAAGCACCUCAGAAUUGGUCAAGCUGGCUGCUCCUUUGCCGUGCACGUUCCAUCGCGCAUUUGACGAAACCACAGACUUGUUCCAGGCACUCGAGGACAUCGAUGGUUGUGGGAUUCGUACCAUUCUGACCUCUGGUGGAGCUUCCAGUGCCGUUCAAAACUGUGAUGUUUUGGCCCAGCUUGUGAAGCAAGCAGGUGGUCGAGUUGUGGUCAUGCCAGGUGGAGGCGUCAGGUCAACAAACAUUGCGGAAUUGAAAGCGAGGACGAAUGCCCUUGUGUAUCAUUCUUCGGCCCUGAUUGCGGGACAAAAUAUUGCUGAUAUAGCUGAGAUCGGGCAGAUGAAGGCGAUACUGCACCCAAAGCCAUGA